Messenger RNA from Orussus abietinus, 2471 nucleotides. RefSeq names its product ralA-binding protein 1 (gene Rlip). The transcript is spliced from 10 exons. Gene Ontology annotation, biological process: small GTPase-mediated signal transduction. Lineage: Eukaryota; Metazoa; Arthropoda; Insecta; Hymenoptera; Orussidae. Gene Ontology annotation, molecular function: GTPase activator activity; small GTPase binding. The record is from RefSeq and is a predicted model, not a curated record. The coding region runs from base 340 to 2322 and encodes 660 amino acids.
GAAUUCUUGCAAGGUGGCAUUAAAUGCGUUGAAUAAAUUGCGAGUCGCAGGUGUUUAAACUUUGAGCAAUUUUUGUAAUGUGUUUAAAAACAGAGACGCAGUUAAGUUCGACCUAACCUCACGAUGUAGACGCACGCGCUACAUCGCUCGAGAAAACAAAACCAGUAAAACGCAGAGACAGAUUCUUGUCAAGUGUGGUUAAGUGCAUCCAAAUAAAUGGUCGUGCUUUCUGCAACUACUGACCAUGGUUAAAAGCUGAUUAAGGUCGAUCAGUGCCGAAUGUGGCACUCAGUGACGAGGACACUGUGAACGGCAUCCUGAACUAUAAUUUUUAGAAUCAUGGAUUUCGAGAGUCCAGAUGUCGAGAAGGAGUUCCCAGGAUUGUAUGCUUCCGACUCGGCAAGGAGAAGCAACGAAAGUGAUUACAGCGACGAAGGGGGGCAUGAGAAGCACUCGAAGAAGGAACUGCUCGGGGGGAAGCGAAAGGAGAAAAAGGAACCGAAGGACAGAGGAUACGCGACUCUGGAAGGGGAAAGUUCACCCGACGAAGAUCAAGAGACAAAGAGUCCGUCAAAGUCAAAGAAAUCAAAAACAUUCAAAUUCCCAUCGAAGAAGGAAAAGCGGGAGAAGUCCAGGGAAAAGGAUGGAAAAGAAAAGGAACUAGAGAAGGAAAAGGAAAAGCGGAAAAAGGAGAAGGACGAAAAGGAUGCAGACAAAGAGAAGCGGAAAACUGAAAAAACUAAGUUCAAGCUGAAGGAAAAAAAAAAGGGGAAACAUGGGGAAGAAGAAGGUUUAGACAUCGGUGAUGAACAACCAAUUUUUGGAGUCAGUUUACACUUGGCAGUAGAAAGAAGUCGAUGUCACGAUGGCGUAGAACUACCUUUAGUCGUACGAGAUUGCAUCGAUUACGUGGAAGAACAUGGUAUGAAUGUCGAAGGCUUGUACAAAGUCUCGGGAGUUAAAUCGAAAGUACAAGCUCUGAAAAAACUGUACCACCAACGCGAAUCGGUCAACAUGUCAGAGUUUGAACCUACAGUAGCUACCAGUUUGUUAAUAUUGUUUUUGAGGGAAUUACCGGAACCAGUGUUAGAGAACAGUGAGUUAACGUCUCGAUUCGAGCAAGCAGCAUCGACGAAGGAGGUUGCUCAGAGGGAAGCCCAGCUGAUUCGCUUGACCCAACAACUACCGGAAUGUAAUCAAGUUCUCCUCGCUUGGGUCAUUUUGCAUCUGGACCACGUAACGACCUGUGAGAAAAGUACGAAGAUGAACGCGCAAACAAUCGCAAUGACGUUGAGCCCAGUGCUACAAAUGAGCCAUCGGUUGCUUCUCGCCCUCUUGUUCCACUGUAAAGCUCUCUUCCCAACGGUUAAGCUGACAAAAUAUGUGCCACCGCUCUCAGCAGGCAGUCUGAGUCUGCCAGAGACUGCGGAAGCCAUCGCUGCGGAGUUGGCCAAACAGGAGUCACUGCUUUCGCAGAUUCACAUGCAAAUGAAUGCAGGAUUUGUCACAAAAUCUAGGGAAGAACAACUGUGGGAAGUUCAACGUAUGAUCACCCAACUAAAGAGGAAAUACAAAACAGUUCAGAAGCUUGAAGGAGCAUCGCAGAAAACUGUGGAUGACGAAGUCAAGUCUAGCGACGAGAACCAAACUGAUAAUUUAUCGAAAGCUAAAGUGACUUCGGAGUCCGAAGUGGGUCAAUCAAAAACAGAGCCACGUAAACUGUCAUCGGUGGUUCCAGCUACCAAAAACGACAACCAAUUGCGGCCUUCGGAAGAAACUAAAGAUGACACGACAUCGUUGUGUUCCUUGCCCCCACCAAAGUCCAACGAAGAGACUAAAAAAGUGAGACGAGCAGUUUCCAACAGCAAAGACACCGUAGACUCUUCGGAGCCUUCAUUGACUUCUUCGAACCCCACUGCGGAGGAAACUACAGAAGCAUUGGACAAACGCCUUAAAGAAGAUACUCCAGAAGAAGACGAUCCCACGGAGAAGCUUCGGGAAAUCUUAAUCUAUCGAGAACUAGUGAAGAUGCAGGAAUCGAUGAAAAUGCGAAUCGUUCAGGAAAAAAACGAGAUCAGGAGAUUAGUUGACGCUUUGGCGGAAAAGGGUCCUGAAAAAUACGAGCCUCAAGAGAGGGUACACUCUCCAAAUGACGCGGAAAUAACGGCGAUGAUUCUACUAAACAAGGAAAAUCAAUUACUGGAGAAAAAAAUGGCAACUCUUAUACGCAGUAUUAUCGAAGAAAAAGACGCCUGUGUGGAGCUACGUGUCCAGUUGGCGAUGCACCAACUGAAUCUGGUUAAUGGCAUCAAGAAUAUUUAAUAUCGUAACAACUGCCUUCAAUGAAAGAAUGAAGAUUGUGGAUCUUUUCGCCCUCAAUGGAAAUAAAGACGUUAUACUAUAUAAUUUAUAUAUAAAUAACUUUGAUGUUUGAGGCCAAACUCAACAGAAAUAAAUAAGAUUAAUUAUGU